Trichoderma virens Gv29-8 is the source of this 1581-nucleotide messenger RNA. RefSeq names its product glycoside hydrolase family 18 protein (gene ECH3). The record is from RefSeq and is a predicted model, not a curated record. Gene Ontology annotation, molecular function: chitinase activity; chitin binding. Gene Ontology annotation, cellular component: extracellular region. The transcript has 3 exons. The coding region runs from base 1 to 1581 and encodes 526 amino acids. Gene Ontology annotation, biological process: carbohydrate metabolic process; chitin catabolic process. NCBI's taxonomy places the organism in Eukaryota, Fungi, Ascomycota, Sordariomycetes, Hypocreales, Hypocreaceae.
AUGCUUGCUUCCAAACCACUAACAAUGUUCAAGCUCCUUUGCGUCGUUUUGGCCGUUGCCGCCAGAGUUGCGGUGGCCAAUCCAGCUACCCUCAGCGCAAGAUGUGACGAUCCGAAAGCACAUCUAUCACCUCUAACUGAACCAGUGCCGACUGUCCCGACUGCUGACCUGCCUAUCGAUCUACCGCCUAUCGAACUAGAGCCCAUCAGCCCAGAGGACAUAGAGGAGGCCGGGCAACCUGAUCCUCCAUCAUGGCUAACCGAACCCAGUCCUGUGCCGGUGGAUUCUGAAUCACCCGUGUUGGAUUUUUCUCCAACAUCACCUCAGGAUCCUAAGCCUAAGUUGCCCGGGCUAAACGUGCCCACUAAUGAUGGUGAUGAUGGACACAGCUCUAGGAAGGGAUAUUCCGAAUCUUUCAGACGGAAAAACGUUGUCUAUUUCACCGACUGGAGCAUAUACGGCGCUGGCUUUCUGCCACAAAAUCUUCCAGCAGACGAUAUUACGCACUUGUUGUACGCGUUUGCGGGAAUCGCAGCAGAUGGAUCUGUCGUCGUAUAUGACCCAUGGGCUGAUGAACAGAAGCUUUUAGGCAAGCGCAAUACCCAGGGUGAGAGCGUUCAUGGCGCAGUCGAGCAAGUCUUCCUGCUGAAGAACAAGUAUCGUCAUAUGAAGACUCUGCUGUCUAUCGGUGGCUGGACGGCGUCGCAAGAAGGAAAGUUUGGGCCAGCCAUCAGUUCCCCUGAGGGUCGACGUCGCUUUGCCGAGACUGCUGUCAGGUUGCUCGCUGACUGGGGGUUUGAUGGCCUUGACGUCGACUACGAAUACCCUGCGAAUCCACAAGACGCGCAGAACUUUGUCUUGCUACUCCAGGAGUGCCGACGAGCCUUGGACGAAUACGCUGGCCGUAACGGCCAGAAUUAUCACUACCUUCUGACCGUGGCGACACCUGCCGGACCAGAGCAUUACAGCCUCCUGGAUAUGAGAGCCAUGGAUCAGUACGUCGAUGCUUGGCACCUGAUGGCUUAUGACUACGCCGGCAGCUGGGAUACUGUAUCUGGGCAACAGGCCAACCUCUACCCCGACUUGGAAAAUCCCGACAGCACCAAGUUCAACACCGACCAAGCAGUGGGAGACUACAUCGCCCGGGGCAUUGACCCUAGGAAGAUUGUCCUCGGCCUUCCCCUCUAUGGCCGCUCGUUUACAAACACUGAUGGUCUUGGUCGACCUUAUAGCGGGAUUGGACAGGGGUCUAUUGAGCCGGGAGUUUGGCUCUAUCGCGACUUGCCUCGGCCUGGUGCAACGGUCUAUGUCAAUAGUUACACCGUCUCUGCAUACACUUACGACCCUGCAACAAGGGAACUGGUUUCGUACGACAAUGUAGAGACGGCUAGACUCAAGGCCGAGUAUCUUCAAAGUAGAGGCCUUGGUGGUGCUGUCUUCUGGGAAGCCGCAGGCGACCGUACUGGAGAAGAGAGUCUGAUUAGGACGCUGGCUAGAGAGAUGGGACACCUGGAUAAUUCCAUAAAUAUGGUGCACUAUCCUGAGAGUCGGUAUACCAACAUCCAGAACCCGUCAUGGUGA